GCCGGGGCCGGGGCCGGGGCCACCGCCACCGAGUCGGAGCUGAACCUGUCUCGCCUGGGGGUGUCCCCGGAGGCCCUGGCGCAGGAGUUGGAGGUGCGGGCCGAGGAGCGGCGGGGCUCCCGCGAGACGCAGCGGCUGCUGCUGCCACACAACCGACUGGUGUCGCUGCCGCGGACCCUGGGCGCCAGCUUCCCGCAGCUACAGCUGCUCGACGUGAGCGGCAACGGGCUGGUGGCGCUGGGGCCCGAGCUGCUGUCCCUGCGCUGCCUGCGCACGCUGCUGGCCAAGAACAACCGGCUCGGCGGCCCCGGCUCGCUGCCUAAGGGCCUGGCCCAGGCGCCGCUCUGCCGCACCCUGCAGGUGCUCAACCUCAGCGGCAACUGCUUCCAGGAGGUGCCCCCCGCGCUGCUCGAGAUGCGGGCGCUGCAGACGCUCAGCCUCGGCGGCAACCAGCUGCACACCAUCCCGCCCGAGAUCGAGAACCUCCAAAGCUUAGAGUUUUUAUACCUCGGAGGGAAUUUCAUCAAAGAGAUCCCACCUGAACUAGCAAACUUGCCUUCCUUAAAUUAUCUGGUCUUGUGCGACAACAAGAUUCAAAGUGUACCUCCUCAGCUAGCCCAGUUGAAUUCCCUUCGUUCCCUUAGCCUCCAUAAUAAUCUCCUGACAUACCUGCCUCGGGAGAUCCUUAGCCUAGUUCAUUUGCAAGAGUUAAGCUUGCGAGGUAAUCCCUUGGUGGUUCGUUUUGUCAGAGAUUUAACCUAUGACCCUCCAACUCUCCUGGAAUUAGCUGGUCGGACCAUUAAAACUCGAAAUAUUUCCUACACUCCUUGUGACCUUCCUGGAAACCUUGUUCGAUACUUGGAUUUGGCCAGCAACUGCCCAAACCCAAAGUGUGGAGGUGUCUACUUUGAUUGCUGUGUUCGACAAAUCAAAUUCGUGGACUUUUGCGGGAAGUACCGGCUCCCCCUGAUGCACUACCUGUGCUCUCCGGAGUGCUCUUCCCCAUGUAGCUCGGCUUCUCACAGCUCCACAUCCCAGAGUGAGUCAGAUUCAGAAGAUGAGGCGAGUGUUGCUGCCCACAGGAUGCAGAAAGUUCUUCUUGGAUGAGAAAGUUGAGAAGUGUGAAUAAAACCUGAAGACUGGAUGGAAUGGUUAGGAAAACCACCAAUGCUAUAACUUGAAGUUACUGAAAAAGCAAUAAGAGCUUUUGAGAUUUGAGAUUUAUAACCUCAUUUUCAUCUUGUGCUCAUGGCUCAGCUGAAGAUGAUCUGGACACACCUUGUUUGUGCCAAUUUAUUCAACAGGAAUUAAUCUCAUUCCAUAUGUGGAUUCCUUGAAUUUAUAAUUUGCACAGAACUGCCAUUUCAGAUUUGUUAUAAAAGACAUUGUGAUCUGUAGUCUGCUUCUUUUUGUAUGUGAGAAAUGGCAUGUAGCAAAGUGGUUUAUUCUGAGGUGCCACUGCUAUGAUAAACUAUGGUAUAAUUUUGGGGGAGAUGUUGGGCUGGAAACAGAAGGCAAAACCCAGUGUUAUAAUUAUCAGUCAUCUUUGUGUCCCUCCACCCCACCAUACCACAACCUGAGGAUUAUUCUACCUUCAUGUAAAAUCUACAUGAAUAGAUUCUCAAAUGAUUUUAUGGGACCUAUCACCUCUUGUGUCUUUUGGGAUCUUCAAACUCUGGUAAAAGUUUGAAGACCAUAAUUUAUGUCUAGGCUUUGAGAACCUAUGUUCCUGCUUCCUUAUUAGAAUGCUGCUGUUAUCCUCAUUUCCUCUUAUUCUACCUCUGUCAUGGCUUGUGUGUAUAGUGCCUUGAGCUUAACAAGGGCAGCUUAUCCCACAUUUGGUGCUACCACAGCCUAUAGCCUUAUCUAUGUAUACUAUGCAAGGAACCUUACAGUGUGCUUUUAACAGUGCUAGUAAAGCAAUUAAAUUCCUAAUCAUAAUCUAAGCUCAUAACUGCCUUCCAUUGUUUUCCCCUUCCUUUUUAAACAAAGAUUCCUAGUAAGUAAAUUACUUUGCUUCUUAAGAGGGAGCAUUCUAAUUUCCAAUAUGGAAGAAGCAGAAUAUAUGAAAAGUUGCAAGAACAUUUUUGCCUCCACCAUAAGAUAGCAAAAUUGAUUGAGACCUUCAUAACACCAAGUUAAAAUGACUUUGUGCAUUCAUUUCCUUUGCUAGAUUCUUACAUUCAUAUUUUUUUAUAGGAAAACUAAGAAAACAUUAGAACCUUGGGGUUGUAUGUUUAGUGCACAUAUAUUGUGGAAUAACCGUAAUGCCAUAUAUUUAUGUAGCACUUAAGAAAAUGCCUUUCCGUGAUUGCAUUUAGUUCUCCCCACAGUCUCAUAAAGAAGCAGGAAUGAAUAGUAUUCCCACUUGGGUAUUAAGUGACUUGCAUGGGACUAGAACCUCUUCUAACUCCCAGUCCAGUGUUUUUUCCACUAACCAGGCUGCUUCUCACUUUACCAGGCCAGUUUAUGCCAAAUAAUGUGAUUAUGCACUUUUUUUUUGUAUUGGAAAGUUUACUGGAGAGCAUUACAGAUGUAAUUUGCUUGGUAUAAAGUACUGGUUAAGGUAAAACAAAUGGGACAGAAAGAAGAAUGAAUUUAUUUAGCAAUCCAGAAUUCACGUGAGCCAAGUGAAUGCUUCAAAAUUGAGGAUAGGUCCAAACAGGCUUAAAAGCAUUUAGAAGUAGGUUCUUGGUUGGUUGCGAUGGCCCAAAUCAUUCAUUUUCUGGACUUUGGUAUCUUACCAUGGCCUUUGUCCCUUUGAAAUAGAAUAUUCAGUAAUAAUUAAAAUUAUGAAAUAAAAGGGAACCAAGCUCUUUUCCCAUAGUUCAAACUCUCCUUGUUUCCUAAUUACCUAAUGACAGACUCCUAUAUGUGCUCUUUAAUGCACAUAUUAAUGCAUUAAUGCAUUAAUGGAAGCACAUUUUCCCAUGUAGGGAAGGUGAGACCACUGAUGUCAAUUUUUUUCAGGUAUGAAUGGGUACAACCAGAAAAAUGAUUUUUCUUCUUUGUAAUACAGAUGUGUGACAAAGUGGGUUUGAACAAAAAUGAUAGGGCGCUGUAUACAUUUGGAGUACUCUGUGUGUGUAUGCAACUUAUAUGGCCGGUUUAUAAUUAUCUUUGGUAAAUGGAAUCAACAGAUGGCUGAAAAUGAUGUUUUGGGGUUAUUUUGAUCUUCUCUCACACCAAACUUUUUCCAUGAAUUUAUGAUAAGUUUGACCUUCUUCCAGAAGGCAAAGCAACCAGCCUCGUGGGGAGGAUACAAAGGAAGUGGAGGCUCUAGGGUCCAAAUAAUCAGUCCCUCUAUAUAUAGAGUUCACUCUAUGGUAAAAUAAGUUUCUAUCUCUUUAAUUUCUACAGUCAUGUUACUAUGUUUAAGCUAUAAUUUUAGGUCUUUUUUUUUUACCAAAAAAACUACAUUUUUAUGUUGAAAUAAGUUUUUUCUAAUCCGUACAGUUUAGUUAUUGUUAUGUCUUGUGCGUAUAAUUUAUCAGAUUAUUUCAAAAUUUUAGAAUACAUUUUUUAAAAUUUUAGUUUGUGUGUUCUUAGGCAUAUUCUAGAAAGUCUAAUUUUCACAGCAUUACUGAACCAAUUCUGAACAUGUUCCCUGUCUGGCCAUAACCUCUAAUAUUAAUCUUGUCUUCCUGUUUUGGGGAGUCAGACUGACAACCCUGACUGCAUUCUAGUAGAGGAAGUAGAUCUACUAGCUUAUAUUUAACUUUGCAUGUACCAUAUAAAAGAGAGGCAUCAUUUAUUCUUAGUAAUUUUCCUAGAUUGCAAACUCACAGAAUUGCUCCUAUAGGGCACUUCUGAACAUUUGGUUAUUUUACAUUGCCAAAUUUUGAUUGUGGUACUUCUAUAAUUAACAGCUCCUGCUCACUAGGGGAAUGUCACAUUGUGUACCCCAGCCCUGUUAGAAAUUGUGAAUUCAUGGAUAAGAGAAAGGGGAUUUGGAGGUGGGGGAUAGAAGUGGGACAAUCUCCAUAAUGAGAUACCAAAGCCCAGAAAAUGAAUGCUAUUUUUAGACUGUAUUGUCCAUUUUAUCACAGAAUUAGCAAAUCUUUUAUCAUCGAUGUUCAGUUUGGGAUUUUUCUAUGGGAUUUUUCCCAUCUCUGAUGUAAUAAUGAGUCAGUGGGAAGUAGGAUUUACUUAACAGUUGGAAUGCUGCUUUGAAGGAGUAAGACCUCAUUAAUUUGGAAUUUGUGGUCAUUAAGGCAGAAUUGGGCUGAAGUUUUAUAUACUUUUGUGGAAUCUAAGAAAAGAGAAAUGUCUAAGCAAAUUAAGAGGCUAUGCAAGGUUUGACCUACUUAAAGGAGACCUUUUUUAAAGCACUUUAGCAUUAGCCAUUUUACAAAAAUGCACUAAUCAUAAUUUGACACCUGUUAAAUAUCAAGUAGUACCUCUUUUGGCUGUGUUAUAUAUGCUUAAACAAUAAAACUCUUUGUUUUUGAAAUGUUAUGUUUACAUUAGAUUGCCCUUCUCCCCAAUUAGGCCAAAUUAGUGACUUUUUAUUAUAAUAUAUGUAGUCUAAAAUAGCCAUGAAAACCAUGUUGAUUUCCAGUCUGUCUAAUAAUCUGAGUCCAAAUACCUCUGGACUAUCUCAGUACUAUCCUAUUUUAGGCAAAAUGUACCAUUAUAAAAUGAUAAUCUCGUAGUAAUUUCAGUGUAGUUAUGUGUUCCAACACUAUGUGUGUAAACAACUAAUAGACCCAACCCUGUUGGGAAUACUACAUUCCAUUAUAAGAAGGGCUAACAUGUUUGGGACCUCCUCAUCACUCCAGGGCUAGAGUUUGAGGAAGCAACGACUGGCUCUAAAGCCUUUCCUUCCCCAGGAAGACUUAGAGCCCUGAGACCAGGACUGUAGGGCCGUAUGCAAUCACAAGUGCCUUGAAUGAAAACUUAACAGAUAAUCUGAUAGGUGGACAAGUUUCUGGUACUAGUAAAAGGUAGUAGCAGUUCUCAACAACUUAACAUUUAAAUUGUUAAAUAGUAACACUUUUUUCUUUUAUCGGAAAAAUUGCAAUAUCUUGUUACAUUCUUUUCCUUUGUAAAUGCUGUAAUUAAAAAGGAGUAUGAAAUAGUUUAUAAUAUACAAGUGUAUGUACAUAUCUUAUUCUUUUUCUGUUUCUCCUUAGUCCAUAUUUACUAAGAAUUGAAGCAAAAGAUACUGUAUAACUGGUAAUCAGUUUUAUCAAACUUGUAUUGAACCACUCACUGCUUUGGGUGCCAUAAGGUUUACAUAAUCUUAGAUGUGGUCCUUUUACUUGAGGACAUUAUUCAAUCCAAAAGCUAAUAAAAUAUUGUUUUGAGCA
Messenger RNA from Dromiciops gliroides (monito del monte), 5312 nucleotides. RefSeq names its product leucine rich repeat containing 58 (gene LRRC58). The record is from RefSeq and is a predicted model, not a curated record. Lineage: Eukaryota; Metazoa; Chordata; Mammalia; Microbiotheria; Microbiotheriidae. The annotation marks the transcript as partial. The transcript has 4 exons. Gene Ontology annotation, molecular function: protein binding.